Messenger RNA from Neoarthrinium moseri, 735 nucleotides. RefSeq lists its product as uncharacterized. Bases 1 to 735 code for a protein of 244 amino acids. The transcript has 2 exons. Gene Ontology annotation, molecular function: acyltransferase activity, transferring groups other than amino-acyl groups. The record is from RefSeq and is a predicted model, not a curated record. Lineage: Eukaryota; Fungi; Ascomycota; Sordariomycetes; Amphisphaeriales; Apiosporaceae.
AUGCCAGUAAGCACAAGUGUUCCCCAUGCCCCUGCCGGCUUCCACAUCCGGGAAGCCAAUUUGAGAGACGUCGAGGACCUGACUCGGCUCUGGUUCUCGUCGUUCAACCCAUCCCACAAGUUCUGGGAUGUAGUGACACCCCAAGACCAAGCAACACGGCAGUGGUUCAUUGAUGUGUGGGCCAUGGGCAUUGCAGCUGGUCCGGAAGUGUUGAGGACGUGGGUGGUGGAAGACCUGGGCCAGGAUAAGCGACUUGCCGCGUUCGCUCGCUGGAGCGUACCUCGCGCAGAUGGACUACAGGACAUUCCUCUGCCCGAAUAUCCCAAAACGUGGGAUCCCGAGCUGACGGCGGCGUUGUGGGAUGGGAUGCCGCGGAAUCGCUCCGCAGUGAUGGGUGCAAGACCACACUGGAUGCUUGAAUUUCUUGGCGUCGAUGCAGAAUACCAGAACAGAGGCCUCGGGUUCGCGUUGGUGGACUGGGGUUGCCGGGAAGCUGACUCUGCAGGGCUUGAGGUGUACCUUGAUGCCACCAUCAGAGGCUUACCAUUCUACAAGAAGAAUUUCGGUUUCGAGGACCGUAAGGUUCUUGAUAUACCAGUGCGGCCGGACUCCUUUGGAACGUAUGAGCUGAUGGCCGUCGUGCGAGCAGCUCGUAUAAGAGAGCUCACGUUGCUGCAGGAGAAGUCCGGUCUUCAGGGAACCACUAUCGAGGUUAUGGAAAUUGUUGAGGCGUAA